CCAGCAUUUCAAAAGUAGGUAACAUUUUUAAAAGAGACAAAGCUACAACUACACACUGUCACAGAGUGACUGGCCCCUUUAAGAGGGAGCAGGGUUCAGUACACCUGUGACUGAUUAAGGGAAGGCAGUUGAGCCUUGUAUUAAGGGGGAGACAGCAGCAGCUGAGUGUUGGUGAGCACCUGUAGACAUUGCAGAGAGUAAGAAGGCUCCUGUGGAGAACUGAGUUGAGGGGAAAGAAGGGAACACCUCAUUGGGGUAGGAGACCUAUAAUGAAGACCAAAUCCCAGCUAGGAAGUGCUGGGUGAAUAGGAAGACAUACUUUGACGGAGGAGGGGCUGUGCCCAGCUUGAGACUGGGUGAAGACUACAGGCCCAGAUCUUGCAGUACACUAAUGGAUCACAUACAUGGUAGGAGAGACCUUUGGAUUUGAUCCCGCAGUCACUUCAGUUGAACUACUCAUGUUCUCUCUCGACCAUCUUCAACACCUGUGUAAUGUGCUGAACUCGUCUUAUGCUCCUCCUCUCGGGCAGGACUUGCAGAUCUCAAAAGAACACUGGUGAAGUUUGGAUGCCUUUUGAGUUCAUCUCCUCCUUUCCAGAAGAUAAACUGUGAAACUGAAUAAUGUGGAAAAUCCUUCCACUCUCUUUUUGUAUGUGAGUUUGAGACAAGAUUGGUAUGGUCUUAGCAGCAAAAGAUCAUCUCUAGAAAUUAACUGCAACUAUGAGUUCAGAGGAGAAAGGUGUAUCUUCUGCUCACAAAACAUCCACUCCAUCACAUAAAAGUGCCUCCUCUUCAUUGUCAUCUCAGAGGGACAGUAAGCAGAGUGCUCAUGUAUUAGAGCGAAAUAUUUCUUUCGGAAAUGCAGACCCAUCUGUAAGCAAGCAAUUGCUCGAAACUGAGUCUCUCUCUCUAUCUAAGGAACCUGACAGCUGGGAAAUCAUAGAGGGGCUGAAAAUAGGCCAGACUAAUGUCCAGAAACCAGACAAGCAUGAAGGUUUCAUGCUGAAGAAAAGAAAAUGGCCGUUAAAAGGCUGGCACAAGCGCUUUUUUGUCCUGGAUAAUGGAAUGUUGAAGUAUUCAAAGUCACCAAUUGAUAUUCAGAAGGGCAAGGUACAUGGAAGCAUUGAUGUUGGCUUAUCAGUUAUGUCAAUUAAAAAGAAAGCUCGUAGAAUAGACCUUGAUACAGAAGAGCAUAUCUACCACCUGAAAGUGAAGUCCCAGGAUUCAUUUGAUGCAUGGGUAUCAAAACUGCGCCACCACAGAUUGUACCGUCAGAAUGAGAUUGUAAGAUCACCAAGGGAUGCCAGCUUUCACAUAUUCCCUUCAGCCUCUACAACAGAGUCUUCACCAGCUGCUAAUGUUGCUGUGUUAGAUGGAAAGGUUCCACAAAAUAGCUUUCCAUGGCAACCCCCCAUACCAUGUAGUAAUAGCCUUCCUGCAACAUAUACUACUGGCCAAAGUAAAGUAGUAGCUUGGUUGCAGGAUUCCGAGGAGAUGGACAGAUGUGCAGAAGAUCUUGCACACUGCCAAUCAAACCUCGUGGAACUUAGUAAGCUUCUUCAAAAUUUAGAAAUACUACAGAGGACUCAAUCGGCACCAAGCUUCACAGACAUGCAGGCUAACUGUGUAGAUAUUUCAAAGAAAGACAAGCGGGUCACAAGACGAUGGAGAACAAAAAGUGUCAGCAAAGAUGCAAAAAUACAACUUCAGGAAGGGCCAGCGCUGAAGGGCCAGUUCAGCACAACACGACGCCGGCAGAGACUAGCAGCAGCUGUGGCUACAACAGUCCCUUUCAGUGCUACAAUGUCACCAGUUCGCCUGCAUUCAUCCAACCCCAAUCUUUGUGCAGACAUCGAAUUUCAGACUCCCCCAAGCCAGGUAGCUGACCCCUUGGAAUGCUCCAUGGAGUACAUCAAACUUCAAGAAGAGUUUUGCCUCAUGGCACAGAAAGUUCAUUCUCUUUUGAAGUCUGCCUUUAACAGCAUAGCUAUUGAGAAGGAGAAGCUUAAGCAGAUGGUUUCAGAACAGGACGUUGCAGGCCACAAUUCACAAAUAACACGUCUCAGACAAUCACUUUCUCAGGCUCUCAACCAGAAUGCUGAACUAAGGAGUCGCUUGAACAGAAUACAUUCUGAGUCUGUUAUUUGUGAUCAGGUUGUCAGUGUAAAUAUUAUCCCUAGUCCUGAUGAGACUGGUGAACAAAUCCAUGUCAAUCUCCCCUUGUCUCAGCAAGUUUCUCAUGAGAGCAGGCUCUCUAUGUCUGAAUCUGUCUCCGAAUUCUUUGAUGCACAGGAAGUGCUUUUGUCGGCAAGCUCAUCAGAAAAUGAGGCUUCUGAUGAUGAAUCCUAUAUCAGUGAUGUGAGUGAUAACAUAUCUGAGGACAACACCAGUGUUGCAGACAAUGUUUUCCGACAAAUUCUUAACGGUGAGCUAGCAGGAGGUGCGUUCAGGAAUGGACGUCGGAUUUGUCUCCCAGCUCCCUGUCCUGAUACCAGUAAUAUCAAUCUGUGGAAUAUUUUGAGAAAUAAUAUUGGCAAAGAUCUCUCCAAAGUCUCCAUGCCAGUUGAACUAAAUGAACCUCUUAAUACUUUACAACACCUUUGUGAAGAACUGGAAUACAGUGAACUCCUGGACAAAGCUGCUGAAACUGAUGAUCCAUACGAACGCAUGGUUCUCAUAGCUGCCUUUGCAGCUUCAGGGUAUGCCUCCACUUACUACAGAGCAGGAAGCAAGCCAUUCAAUCCAGUGCUCGGUGAGACUUAUGAAUGUAUUAGGGAAGACAAAGGAUUCCGAUUUUUCUCAGAGCAGGUUAGCCAUCAUCCACCCAUUUCUGCCUGUCACUGUGAAUCAAAGAAUUUUGUUUUUUGGCAAGAUAUCAGAUGGAAAAAUAAGUUCUGGGGGAAAUCAAUGGAAAUCCUGCCAAUUGGAACACUGAAUGUGACUUUUCCAAAAUAUGGAGAUUACUACGUGUGGAACAAAGUCACCACCUGCAUACACAACAUCCUUAGUGGAAGGAGAUGGAUAGAGCAUUAUGGAGAAAUAACUAUCAGAAACACAAAAAGCAGUGUUUGUAUUUGUAAACUCACAUUUGUCAAGGUGAAUUAUUGGAAUUCAAAUGUAAAUGAAGUCCAAGGGAUUGUCAUGGAUCAAGAAGGAAAGGUGGUGCAUCGCCUCUUUGGAAAGUGGCAUGAAGGGCUAUACUGUGGGGUUGCACCUUCAGCAAAAUGUAUAUGGAGACCAGGCUCCAUGCCAACUCACUAUGAACGUUAUUAUGGCUUUACAAGGUUCGCUAUUGAACUCAAUGAGUUAGAUCCUGUAUUGAAAGAUAUUCUUCCAACAACAGAUGCACGAUUCAGGCCAGAUCAGAGACUUUUGGAAGAAGGAAAUGUAGAAGCUGCAGCCACAGAAAAGCAAAGAAUAGAGGAACUCCAGAGAAGUCGAAGGCGGAACAUGGAGGAGAACAACAUUGAAUACAAACCAAAAUUUUUUAAAAAAGUUAUCGAUGCCAAUCAAAGAGAGAGCUGGGUUUCUAAUGACACCUAUUGGGAACUGCGAAAGGAUCCUGGCUUUAAUAAAGUAGAAACCCCCAUACUCUGGUAAACUGAGAAUGUAGAUCUAGUAAACAUAUCACUCUCUGAAGAAAAAAAUAAUAACUAUGCACAAUAUGUUUCUUAUAGCUAAAUGUGGUUUGUGGGUCUACAGAAAACCUACCAUUCGCUUUUAUAUUCAUCUUUAUAAUGGACUUUCGAAAGUGCAUUAGACCAGGUCCCUGACCACUUUUGGAUCCUUUUUAUUUUGCAGCAGCCAUUUAAAAAUAACCUUUAAAGUUUCAUGUAUUAAAAAUGCAAAACAAAGGAAGCUGAUACGUUAUCCAAAGCUGUUCAGAAGAGGUUGUAAUACACAAAAUUGCAACUGGUGCUUAAAAUUGACAUUGAGAGUAACAACAAACAAACAAAAUGCAAGAAAAAAAAAUUUUGUUUUAACCUAUUUUGUUAAAAACUCUUGUGUUACAACAGUCUAUCAUUUACAGCUUGAGGCUAGUCCUUUAGUGUGAUGUGCUUGGACUGGCCUUGUCAAAAAGACAUAAUGCUUUUCUGGAAGCUGUUCCCAUUCAUAUGCCAUUGUUCAUGCCUUAAACAAAACAUGAAGAUAUCCAAUAAGUCAUUUUAAAAUAUGUAUUCUUAGGCUUGUGUGAGCAGCAGAUUUUAUUCAUAUUCUAAAUAUUGGCGAUCAUGUAUUAUUAAAAAUAAAAUCCACCUAAACUGA
Molecule: messenger RNA, 4266 nt
Organism: Dermochelys coriacea (leatherback sea turtle)
Lineage: Eukaryota; Metazoa; Chordata; Testudines; Dermochelyidae
Gene: OSBPL6
Product: oxysterol binding protein like 6
Exons: 27
Coding region: 721-3600 (959 amino acids)
Cellular component (GO): perinuclear endoplasmic reticulum; plasma membrane; cytosol
Molecular function (GO): cholesterol binding
Source: RefSeq, a predicted model, not a curated record